AAAUUGUAUUAAAAUUUCUUGGCGCAAAAAAUUCACUGUCAGGGACCGUCAAAUUUUAAAAUAUGUAAUUAAAAAUUUACGCACUGUAAAAUCGAAUCAAGGAAACUUUCAGACUGAUUAUAGUAGUAUUUUUAUUAAAAAUUAAAUUAAGAUAAGGAGGGAAAAUGGAUAUUAAACGAUGUACGAUGGCAGGGCAAAAAUGUCGCGCGCGCGCCGCAGAAGGAGCGCUUCAAUUACACGACACCGGCAAAGCGAUGGAGACCAAGCCUAACUUAACCUUAGAGCCAUCUUGGGAAGAAAUUACCGAUUAUUACAAUUCCGAUGGGAAACAUUUGGAAAUAAAGGAACUCUUCGAAGACGAUCCUAAACGGUUUGAAAAAUUCAGCUUGAAACUUUCCACACCUGAAGAUGGAGAGAUCCUAUUUGAUUACUCGAAAAAUCGUAUCAACCAAAAAGCCCUGGGGUUCCUUUUUCGACUUGCUAGAGUUCGUAAAGUGGAGCUGGCCCGAGAUGACAUGUUCAGUGGUAAAAAAAUUAACUUUACUGAGGACAGGGCUGUGUUGCAUAUAGCACUUCGUAAUAGAUCUAACACACCCAUUAUUGUUGAUGGAAAAGAUGUAAUGCCUGAGGUGAAUGCUGUUUUGGAACAUAUGAAACAAUUUACUAACUCAAUAUUGAGUGGACAGUGGAGAGGAUUUUCUGGAAAGCAAAUAACUGAUGUUGUAAAUAUUGGUAUUGGAGGCUCAGAUUUGGGUCCACUAAUGGUAACCGAAGCUCUAAAGCCCUACAAUAAGGGUUUAAGACUCCAUUUUGUUUCAAACAUUGACGGAACUCACUUGGCUGAAACUUUAAGAAAAAUUGAUCCUGAAACAGUAUUGUUUAUUAUUGCUUCAAAAACAUUCACUACUCAAGAAACCAUAACCAACGCAACGUCUGCCAAAGAUUGGUUCCUAGGCUAUGCUAAAGAUCCUGCAGCUGUUGCAAAACAUUUUGUAGCUCUCAGCACUAAUGAACCCAAAGUUAAAGAGUUUGGUAUUGAUCCAGCCAACAUGUUCGGUUUUUGGGAUUGGGUCGGAGGAAGAUAUUCUCUAUGGUCUGCUAUUGGUCUCAGCAUUUGUCUCUCUAUUGGUUUUGAGAACUUUAAUCAGCUUUUGGAAGGUGCUCACUUCCUUGAUAAGCAUUUUCAGACAGCCCCAAUUGAUAAAAAUAUUCCAGUAAUAUUGGCACUGUUAGGUGUUUGGUACAGCAACUUCGGUGGUGCUGAGACACAUGCCCUUUUACCCUAUGAUCAGUACCUCCACAGGUUUGCUGCCUAUUUCCAACAAGGUGACAUGGAAAGUAAUGGAAAAUAUGUGACUAAAAAUGGCGAGAUUGUUGAUUAUUAUACAGGUCCAAUUGUAUGGGGUGAACCUGGUACAAAUGGGCAGCAUGCUUUCUAUCAGUUGAUUCAUCAGGGUACUAGAAUUAUUCCAUGUGAUUUUAUUAUACCUGCUCAAACACACAAUCCUAUAAGCAAUGGACUACAUCAUAAAAUUCUGUUGGCUAAUUUCUUCGCUCAAACCGAAGCUCUAGCCUUUGGAAAAAGUACAGAGCAAGCCAAAGCUGAAUUAAAAAAACAGGGUCUAAAAGGAGAAGAUUUGGAAAAAAUUUUGCCCCAUAAAGUAUUUCAAGGAAACCGACCAACAAACAGUAUCAUUGUAAAGAAAAUAACACCAUUUAUUUUAGGUGCUUUGAUUGCUACAUAUGAACACAAAAUAUUUACUCAAGGUGUGAUUUGGGACAUAAAUUCUUUUGAUCAGUGGGGUGUGGAAUUAGGCAAGCAACUAGCCAAGGUCAUUGAACCCGAACUUCAAGAUAAUAACCCUGUUUCAACUCACGAUACUUCUACUAAUGGGCUGAUCAAUUUUUUCAAGUCCAUUCGUUAAAAUGUAUUUAAAACCCUCCCCUGUAAUGUCGUUCAUUGUACGUCUACUCUUGCAGCUUACAUACAUUAAAAAGUAACUGCAUUUUUCUUGACAAUAACUAUUUAGUGUAUGAUAGUCGCAAUGCAAGUAGACUUCCCGGUAAAGUCCCCAAAAUGUGGUAUGGUAGAACAUUAAAAGUGGCGCUACAUAGAAAUAAAAGGCACUUCAAAACUCAGAAAACUUUAAUUAUACAGAUUUUUAUUCACUUUAUAUACUAUUGUUUUCAGAUCGAUGUAUAAUGUAAUUAUGUUGUUAUUUUGUAAUUCAAAUAAAUGCUGUUUAAAAUGUGA
Sitophilus oryzae (rice weevil) is the source of this 2254-nucleotide messenger RNA. RefSeq names its product glucose-6-phosphate isomerase. The transcript has 9 exons. Bases 165 to 1925 code for a protein of 586 amino acids. Gene Ontology annotation, cellular component: cytosol. NCBI's taxonomy places the organism in Eukaryota, Metazoa, Arthropoda, Insecta, Coleoptera, Curculionidae. The record is from RefSeq and is a predicted model, not a curated record. Gene Ontology annotation, biological process: gluconeogenesis; glucose 6-phosphate metabolic process; glycolytic process. Gene Ontology annotation, molecular function: carbohydrate derivative binding; glucose-6-phosphate isomerase activity; monosaccharide binding.